AUGAUUAGGGGGAGAAGCAGAGUCCGAUGCUUCAGGAGAAGGCAAGUCCAGGUCUCAGGAGAUAGCAGAGUCCUAGGAUCUAGAGAAGCAGAGUCCAGGGAAUUCUCAGAAGAAGCAGAGUCCAGGAUCUCAGGAGAAGGGCAGAGUCCAGGAUCUCAGGAGAAGCAGAGUCCAGGAUCUCAGGAGAAGCAGAGUCCAGGAUCUCAGAGAAGGCAGAGUCCAGGAUUCAGGAGAAGCAGAGUCCAGGAUCUCAGGUCAGAGUCCAGGAUCUCAGGAGAAGCAGAGUCCAGGAUCUCAGGAGAAGCAGAGUCCAGGAUCUCAGGAGAAGCGAGUCUCAGAUCUCAGGAUGAGCAGAGUCUAGUGUCAGGAGAAGCAGAGUCCAGGAAUCUCAGCAAGAGCAGAGUCCAGGUAGGAGUGCAGAGAGAAAGCAGAGUCCAGGAUCUCAGAAGAAGCAGAGUCCAGGAUCUCAGGAGAAGCAGAGUCCAGAGUCCAGGAUCUCAGGAGAAGCAGAGUCCAGGAUCUCAGGGAAUAGCAUAG
Messenger RNA from Penaeus vannamei (Pacific white shrimp), 537 nucleotides. Lineage: Eukaryota; Metazoa; Arthropoda; Malacostraca; Decapoda; Penaeidae. The record is from RefSeq and is a predicted model, not a curated record.